AUGUCAAGGAAAUUUGAUUUGAAGACUAUUGCUGAUCUUUCAGUGCUCGUUGGUACUGGUAUAUCGCUAUAUUAUUUGAUCAGUAGGCUAUUGAAUGAUGUGGAAACAGGACCUCUAUCAGGUAGAUCGAAAGAAUCUAAGAGUAGACAAUUAUCACAGUGGCAGAAACUUGUUGAUAAGAAGCCUGAACUAGCAAAAGUGGAUUUAAACUCGUAUGAGAAAAGCGUUUUGUCAUCAGUGAUAACUUCUGAUGAAUUGGACAUAUCAUUUGAAGAUAUUGGUGGACUUGAUCCCAUAAUUGCUGAUUUACAUGAGAGUGUUGUUUAUCCAUUAAUGAUGCCAGAAGUUUACCAGGGAAAUCCACUUUUACAGGCACCUAGUGGUGUUCUAUUGCAUGGUCCGCCUGGUUGUGGUAAGACAAUGCUUGCUAAGGCGCUGGCACAUGAAAGUGGAGCUAACUUCAUUUCAAUAAGGAUGUCACAAAUUAUGGACAAAUGGUAUGGUGAAUCUAAUAAAAUUGUCGAUGCAAUGUUUUCGUUAGCAAAUAAACUACAACCCUGUAUGAUUUUUAUUGAUGAGAUAGAUUCCUUCCUGAGGGAGCGUGCAGCUACAGACCAUGAAGUGACAGCUAUGCUCAAGGCGGAAUUUAUGACACUUUGGGACGGUUUAUUGGGUAAUGGUAGAGUUAUGAUUGUGGGGGCCACCAAUAGAAUUGGUGACAUAGACGGUGCAUUUUUAAGAAGGUUACCAAAGAGGUUCUACAUUUCAGCACCUAAUAAAGAACAGCGUUUAAGAAUUUUGAAAGUUUUAUUAAAGGAUACUAAAGUGGACGAGGAGAACUUUGACAUUGAUGUCAUUGCAGCAGGUACAAGUGGUCUUUCAGGGUCAGAUCUGAAAGAAUUGUGCAGAGAAGCAGCUUUAAGCGCUGCUAGGGAGUAUAUAAGAUUGAAAAGAGAAUUUAUGGUUAAUUUCAAAUCAAAUGAACUACCAGACGAUGUCUCCAUAGAGAUGCGACCAUUGAGGACUUCAGAUUUUGCGCCGCACUUAAAGUUGGAUGCUCAACAACCCAUUCAGGCAAUGGCAUUGGAUUAA
Zygosaccharomyces rouxii is the source of this 1092-nucleotide messenger RNA. It is a transcript of the gene MSP1, whose product is annotated as protein-degrading AAA family ATPase MSP1. The record is from RefSeq and is a predicted model, not a curated record. The coding region runs from base 1 to 1092 and encodes 363 amino acids. Gene Ontology annotation, molecular function: ATP binding; ATP hydrolysis activity. Gene Ontology annotation, cellular component: mitochondrial outer membrane. The transcript has a single exon. NCBI's taxonomy places the organism in Eukaryota, Fungi, Ascomycota, Saccharomycetes, Saccharomycetales, Saccharomycetaceae.